UAUAUUAGUCAUUUACAUAGCCUUCAAUUAUUUGUGUUUGAGUUUUAAAACCAAAUUAAACUAUGGAAAUUUUGACUGUUUUAAUAGGGAUUAUCCUGUGUAGCUCAGUGUCCAAAGCAGAGCUUGGUGUGAUCGGGGACAUAAGUGACGAAUCCUUUGAGAUGUUGAUAUCCGGGGGACAUAAACCCAAGAGUAAUCGACUGUCCCGUCACGUGGUCUCCAUCCGCACCCAGAACUAUGUGCGUACCCGUGGAGACAAUCACUUCUGCAGUGGAGUCCUGGUCAGCAGUCGAGCGGUCCUAACCGCUGCCCACUGCAUUACGGAUCGGUACAAGGCCUCUAUGAAUCCGCGGGGCCUGAGAGUGGUUUUCGGAAACGUAAGACGUCUGGCGGCCUAUGAGGAAUCGGACACCCGGACUGUGGAUCGUCUGGUGGUCCAUCCGGAAUACCAGCGAUACAAGAAGAAUGACGUGGCCAUGCUCAGACUAUCCGAUCGCCUGCACAGCUCCAACCACGAUGUCCUGCCGCUGCUCCUUCGCAAAACGGCCAAUGUGUCCUAUGGCGAUGUCUGUGUCACCGUCGGUUGGGGGCAAAUAUAUCAGCACGGUCCUUAUGCGGAUGAGCUCCUUUAUAUGGACGUUAUUUUAAGGCCGCCCUCCUUUUGCGAAAAGCACUUCCCUACCUUUUUGGAAAACCUCUUCUUAUGUGUGGAGCCCGAUGUCGAGGGUGGCACCUGUGCCGGAGACAUGGGCGGACCGCUGAUCUGCAAGGGCGCUCUAUAUGGACUCAUUCCCGGUCAUUUGGGAUGUGCUGGCGGCAAGGCUAUGCAGUUCUUAAGCUUUCCAUACUACAAGGAUUGGAUUAUAAGCACCAUGAAAUCCCUUUCUGAUUGUGGCUUCAUCGAAGCCUCGAAAAGUGUUUUUUUAACUACCUUCAUAUUGGUUCUCGUAAAUUUAUAAAAAUAUAAAAUGUAUGGGAAAAAUAUUAUAAAAUGUGGUCAUAAGAUAAAUUUCUUUUUAAACUGCU
Messenger RNA from Drosophila rhopaloa, 1026 nucleotides. Its product is annotated as trypsin-2. The record is from RefSeq and is a predicted model, not a curated record. Gene Ontology annotation, molecular function: serine-type endopeptidase activity. The transcript has 3 exons. NCBI's taxonomy places the organism in Eukaryota, Metazoa, Arthropoda, Insecta, Diptera, Drosophilidae. Gene Ontology annotation, biological process: proteolysis. Bases 63 to 959 code for a protein of 298 amino acids.